Messenger RNA from Scleropages formosus (Asian bonytongue), 1102 nucleotides. RefSeq names its product survival of motor neuron 1, telomeric (gene smn1). Bases 93 to 944 code for a protein of 283 amino acids. NCBI's taxonomy places the organism in Eukaryota, Metazoa, Chordata, Actinopteri, Osteoglossiformes, Osteoglossidae. Gene Ontology annotation, biological process: mRNA processing. The record is from RefSeq and is a predicted model, not a curated record. Gene Ontology annotation, molecular function: RNA binding. The transcript is spliced from 9 exons. Gene Ontology annotation, cellular component: cytoplasm; nucleus.
GCCUGCGCGCGCUGCUACAUUGUGUUUAGCACUUUCCCGUGAAGAAGAAGGAAAAAAAAAAAAAAACACUUUUUUUCCCCCCUCUACCCCUCAUGGCAAAUGGGUAUAAAGAAGUUCUUUUCUGCCGAGGCGGCGGACAGAGUGAAGACUCCGACAUAUGGGAUGACACGGCUCUCAUAAAGGCCUACGACAAGGCCGUUGCAUCAUUUAAGAAUGCAUUAAAAGGAGAGGAGACCCCAGCAACCGUCAAAGAAGACAAACCUGGAAAGAAACGGAAAAACAACAAAAAGAACAGAAGCAGGAAGAAGAGUAAUGCCCUACCUGACAAACAGUGGAAAGUUGGGGAUGCCUGCUGGGCCUUCUGGUCUGAAGACGGUAACUUGUACUCGGCCACCGUCUCCUCGAUAGACCACGAGAAGGGGACUUGCAUGGUCGUCUACGCUGAUUAUGGGAAUGAGGAAGAGCAGAACCUAGCAGACCUUCUCUCUGAGAGUUAUGAAGAGGAUGCUGAAACCCAAGAUGUCUCUCAGCAGAAAGAGGGCCACUUUUCUACUGAUGAAAGUGACAAAUCAUCUGUCCAGCCUCUGUCAAGCCACCAGCACAGGUCUAAACCAAGACAUAGAGACUCAUCUGGGCCCUCCACGUGGAGCCCUGGCUUCCCUAAUGUUCCUCCUCCUCCUCCUCAAGUACCAGGCUAUAGGAUGAAUGAGCCAAAGCUUGGCAGCCCUGCACCUGGUUUUCCUGCCUGGCCUCCAGUGAUUCCAUAUGGACCACCUAUGAUUCCUCCUCCUCCUCCAAUGAGUCCAGAUACCCUGGAAGAUGAUGAAGCUUUGAGCAGCAUGCUGAUCGCCUGGUACAUGAGCGGUUACCACACGGGCUAUUACCUGGGACUGAAACAAGCUCAAAAGGAGGCUGCCUCACGAAAACAUUCCCAGCACAAAUGAGGCCUUAUGUCUUGUAGCUUCUGCCUGGUGUUUUGUCUCUCCCAGGGAGAGCCGUAUAUUGAGAAGAUAAGAAUCACAGGGGCAAAGCAGAUACUUCAAAAUCAUAUAGCUCUUUUUAUGUAACUUACAUUUUCUAUUUGUAAAUAAAGCAAGUGAAA